AUGGCAACUGCUUUAAGAGAAGCUUUUAUCAAGGCCAAGUCGGAGAAGAGAACGGCGCUCGUGACUUUUGUCACCGCUGGACACCCCACCAUAGAGGAGACAGUCCCAAUCAUGCAGAGUCUGCAGGCAGGUGGUGUAGAUGUGAUUGAACUUGGUGUUCCGUUUUCUGAUCCAAUGGCCGACGGACCAGUGAUCCAGCACUCAAACACCGUCGCUCUGCGCAACGGUGUGACUGUGCGUAUGGUUCUGGACAUGGUGAAGAAGGCCAGAGCUGCUGGAGUGACUGUUCCGGUGGUUUUGAUGGGAUACUAUAAUCCUAUUUUGCAAUACGGCGAGAAGGAGAUGAUCCGUGACUCUCGUCUUGCGGGCGCCAAUGGAUUUAUUGUUGUUGACCUGCCACCAGAGGAAGCACUGAAAUUUAGAGGAUACUGCAAAGACGAGGGCAUGUCAUACGUGCCGUUGGUUGCUCCAUCUACCACCGACGAGAGACUCAAGUUGCUCGGCGACAUUGCCGAUUCAUUCAUAUACGUGGUUUCUCGUAUGGGCACCACAGGUGCCUCCAUCUCUGUGAGCACGUCUGUUGGAAUUCUGGUUGACCGCGUUCGCAAAAUUACUGGAGGCAAGGCUCCGUUGGCUGUUGGGUUCGGAGUUUCCACCAGAGAGCACUUUCUUCAAGUUGGCUCAUCUUCGGACGGUGUUGUGAUCGGCUCAAAGCUGGUCUCGCUGCUAGACGAUUCUCCGGAGGGUGAAAGAGCUGCUACUGCCGAGAAGUAUGUCAGGUCGAUUUUGACCGGAGAAGGUGAAAAUGUUGUUGGUGAGUCGUUGUUCGAGGCGGAGCUCAAUUUGGGCGCAGACGUCACUUUUGACGAGAAGCAUCUCCACAACCCAAGAUUUGGCGAGUACGGAGGACAGUACGUGCCUGAGAUUUUGCAGGCCUGCUUGAGAGAGCUGGAGGAUGGCUUUGAGAGUGCCAUUGCAGACCCAAAAUUCUGGGAGGAGUUCCGCUCCUUGUACGACUACAUUGGCCGGCCGUCGUCUCUACACCGCGCUGACAGACUGACCGAGCAUGUGGGAGGUGCUCAGAUCUGGCUGAAGAGAGAGGAUCUGAACCACACCGGUUCGCACAAAAUUAACAACGCCUUGGCACAAAUAUUGAUUGCCAGACGUCUUGGAAAGAGCGAGAUCAUCGCAGAGACUGGUGCCGGUCAGCACGGAGUUGCCACUGCCACGGCAUGUGCCAAGUUUGGUCUCAAGUGCACUGUUUUCAUGGGAGCAGAGGACGUCAGAAGACAGGCUCUGAACGUUUUCCGGAUGAGGAUUCUGGGAGCCAAGGUUGUUGCCGUUACCAACGGAACAAAGACGCUCAGAGACGCCACCACCGAGGCCUUUAGAUACUGGGUGACCAACCUGUCGAACACGCACUACAUUGUCGGCUCUGCGAUUGGCCCACAUCCAUACCCAAUUUUGGUGAGAACGUUCCAGAGCGUGAUUGGAAACGAGACCAAAGAGCAGUUUAAGAAGAUGAAUAACGGCAGACUGCCAGAUCUGGUUGUUGCCUGUGUUGGUGGAGGGUCCAACUCAACCGGUAUGUUUUCUCCGUUCGAAAAGGACACUGGCGUGAGACUGCUGGGUGUCGAAGCAGGAGGUGAAGGACUUGACACUGACAGACAUUCAGCUACGCUGACGGCAGGAAAGCCUGGUGUUUUCCACGGAGUGAAAACAUACGUUCUGCAGGACAGUGAUGGACAGGUCCACGACACCCACUCUGUCUCUGCUGGUCUGGAUUACCCGGGUGUUGGCCCUGAGUUGUCUGCAUGGAAGGAUACUGGCCGUGUUGAAUUCAUUGCUGCCACCAACGCAGAGGCUUUAGAGGGAUUCAGAUUGCUGUCGCAGUACGAAGGCAUCAUUCCUGCCUUGGAGUCCUCGCACGCCAUUUACGGUGCUGUCCAGGCCGCCAAGAAGAUGUCCAAGGACCAGCAUGUGAUUAUCAACGUUUCGGGCAGGGGCGACAAGGAUGUGCAGAGCGUUGCCGAGGUGCUUCCUAAGCUUGGUCCGCAGAUCGGCUGGGACCUUAGAUUUGAGUCGUUUGACGACGCUAGCAAGUAA
Messenger RNA from Ogataea angusta, 2106 nucleotides. RefSeq lists its product as uncharacterized. Gene Ontology annotation, cellular component: cytoplasm. The coding region runs from base 1 to 2106 and encodes 701 amino acids. Gene Ontology annotation, molecular function: tryptophan synthase activity. Gene Ontology annotation, biological process: L-tryptophan biosynthetic process. Lineage: Eukaryota; Fungi; Ascomycota; Pichiomycetes; Pichiales; Pichiaceae. The transcript has a single exon. The record is from RefSeq and is a predicted model, not a curated record.